This is a messenger RNA of Paramecium octaurelia, 1433 nucleotides long. The record is from the annotation of a GenBank genome assembly. NCBI's taxonomy places the organism in Eukaryota, Ciliophora, Oligohymenophorea, Peniculida, Parameciidae.
AUGAAAUAAGAAUUAUACACUUCGUGGCAUAAUACAAAGAUCAGAUGGUUAUUGUUGGCAUUAACCUGUUUAUUUUAGGCUGGCUGCUCUUUAUGCAUAGAUUUUCCUUUUGUUUUAGCUACAGAAAUCUAGAAUUAUUACAGUGUUCAUCAACAAGACAUUAAUUAUCUUUAUGCAAUAUAUUCUAUGCCCAACAUUAUUCUUCCUUUCUUUGGAGGGAUUAUUAUUGAUAAAAUUGGUAUUAGAAGCGCAUUACUUAUAUUUUGUUUGUUUUUGAUUAUUGGAUAAGGUAUGCAUUUUUGUUGAAUUUAGGUUCAUGUGUAUACAGUGCAUAGACUACAGAUUUUAACUUGCUCAAAUUUGGCAUGUUUUUUCUUGGUUUAGGAGCAGAGGUUAGUUUACUAGUUACUUAAGGCACUCUGCUAACCAAAUGGUUUUUUGGAAAAGAAAUAUCGUUAGCCUUCGGGUAUUAUAAUAAAUUAUCUUAGAAUUUAACUGACUUUUAUCAGAGUCGGAUCAAUUAUUGCUGUUAAUUAGCUUCCUCAAAUAUAUGUCAGUUAUGGUAAUAGCUUUGGAGCUUGCAUGAUCUAUUGCUUGGCUAUUGUUUUGAUUAUUACAGUAUCAUGUAUCAUAGAAAUAAUAAUUGACUAUGUAAGUGACAGAAGAGAUUUAAAUCAUUAUUAAUCAUAAGCACAAUUAGUAUUAGAGUAAUAAAAACCAGUGAGUUGCAAAGAUUUAAAAGAGUUUAAUUAUGGUUUCUAUUUAAUUUCCAUAAGUUGUACGUGCGGAUAUUGCAUCUUUUUAAUAUUAUAGUUAAACGCCCUACGCAUGUUUUAAAUAAGGUUAAUAGUAAUGUUAUUCUUAGAUAUAAUUUAACAUUCUUUUUUUAAACAUUACUUUAUAGUCUACCCUACAUUAUUUGCAUUAUUUUAACACCAAUUAUGGGUCACAUUGUAGACAAAGUAGGAAAAAGACCAUAUUUUUUAAUGCUUUCCGGAGUUUUGACAACAUCAUCAAUGCUAGUUUAUUCAUUAAAUAAUGAUUGCUCAGUAUAGAAUGAAUGUUUGAGUUAUGCACUAAUAGGAUAAAUUUUAAAUGGGUUAUUUUUUGCUUUGUUUGCACCUUUAAUUUGGCCUUGUAUUCCAAUUUGUGUCAGCACAAAUACUCAAGGAACUGGAUUUGGAGUAGUUUGUUCUAUGUAAAAUUUUGGUCUUACUGUAUUUCCAAUUAUUGUAGGUAAACUUUUGAUUGAGGAAAAUGCUAUUAGCUAUUAACAUAUGAUAUUCUUUCUUGGGUUUAUCGCCCUUAUAGCUAAUAUCAGCAAUAUAAAUAUUUAUUUUUAUGAUAGAUAUAAUGGUAAUAAAUUAAUGUCACCUACCACUAAAUAACCAGACUAUGAAAUUAUUCUUGAACAAGAAGAUGAAUAAAAUUGA